AUGUUGAUGAAUGAUAGGAUGCCAGUGCUAAUGAAUGAUGGGAUGCCGGUGCUGAUGAAUGAUGGGAUGUUGGUGCUGAUGAAUAAUAGGAUGUCGAUGUUGAUGAAUGAUAGGAUGCCGGUGCUGAUGAAUGAAAUGAAUGAUAGGAUGUCGGUGCUGAUGAAUGAUGGGAUGUCAAUGUUGAUGAAUGAUGGGAUGUUGGUGCUGAAGAAUGAUGGAAUGCCGGUGCUGAUGAAUGAUGGGAUGCCGGUGCUGAUGAAUAAUAGGAUGUCGAUGUUGAUGAAUGAUGGAAUGCCAGUGCUGAUGAAUAAAGGAAUGCCGGUGCUGAUGAAUGAUGGGAUGUUGUGA
Molecule: messenger RNA, 348 nt
Organism: Pelobates cultripes (western spadefoot toad)
Lineage: Eukaryota; Metazoa; Chordata; Amphibia; Anura; Pelobatidae
Source: the annotation of a GenBank genome assembly